Miniopterus natalensis is the source of this 529-nucleotide messenger RNA. It is a transcript of the gene ARL14EPL, whose product is annotated as ARF like GTPase 14 effector protein like. Gene Ontology annotation, cellular component: intracellular membrane-bounded organelle. NCBI's taxonomy places the organism in Eukaryota, Metazoa, Chordata, Mammalia, Chiroptera, Miniopteridae. The record is from RefSeq and is a predicted model, not a curated record.
AUGAGUGAACAAUCAGAAAAAAACAAUUCUACUGAAGGGGGGCACACAGGUCAACGUUCUCCUGAGAAAAGCUGUCAAAUUGGACAAAAGCAACUGCAACAGAUAGAGCGACAGUUAAGAUGCUUGGCAUUUCAAAACCCUGGACCCCUGGUAGCAGACUUUAAUCCUGAAACACGACAGCAGAAAAAGAAAGCACGGAUGUCAAAGAUGAAUGAGUAUUUUUCUGUAAAAUACAAGGUACUGAAGAAGUACGACAAAAGCGGCAGGCUCAUCUGUAACGACGCCGACCUGUGCGACUGCCUGGAGAAGAACUGCCUGGGCUGCUUCUACCCCUGCCCCAAGUGCAACUCCAACAAGUGCGGGCCCGAGUGCCGCUGCGGCCGCAAGUGGGUGUACGACGCCCUGGUGGCCGAGUCGGGCGAGGUCAUCAGCGCGCUGCCCUUCAGCGUCCCCGACUAGGGCCCUGCCCGCGCUCGCCCGGUUCUUCUCCGCCGCGGCCACUCGGCCCCUUCCUCUCGGGAGCUCCAGG